AUGGAUUCAUUACAAACCCGUGACUUCGCUCUCGGACAAUUCUCCGAUAGAAUUCGUCAUUCCGUUAAGUCUUCGCGUACGCAUAGAAAUACGCCGGGCGAUUCCUCGGGACAUACUGCGGGCGCAUCUGCCGUGGCCACUAUAGGCCCCGUAAAUCAUUUACUUCAUUCCAUGUUCAAUCAGAUCGACGUGUACUUCAACCAAAAGCUCGUGUCGCCAAACAACGCUUACGCGUACCGCGCGUACAUCGAGGCGUUAUUAAAUUAUUCUUCACCCGCAAAAACUUCCCAUCUAACCUCCUGUCUAUGGGACGCGGAUACACCCGGUCAAAUGGACGAACCGGUGGAAUCAAAAUCGCCAAAUUCCGCCCUCAAGAGACGCGCGCGUUACAUUUACGGCGGGCGAGCGCUAGAUCUUGUAGGGCAUCUCCAUUGCGAGGUUUUCAAUCAAGACAAAUUUUUAAUUAACGGUGUAGAAGUACGCUUGAGGCUCGUCCGUUCGAAAGAUUCGUUCUGUCUUAUGGACAGUAACGGUUCAUCAUCGAAAAUUCAUAUACUGGAUGCGAGCUUACUCGUGAGAAGGGCGAAAAUAAACGCAGAAUUGUUACUAGCGCACGCUAGAAUGUUGAGUAAAGUUACGGCCAAAUAUCCGCUCACGAGAGUCGAAGUUAAAACAUUUACGAUUCACAGUGGUGUUAUGGGUGAAUCUAGGCCGUUACAACCGGUUUUCUCGCCGGAGGAACCGCUUUACGUCGAAGCUUAUCAAACUCUCUUCGCGGGAACGGGCAUCCAUUUUUUGAACGAAGGAAAUUCUAUAAGUAGAGACGAUUAUUCCAAGGGAUAUACGUUAUUCGCUUUUGAUCUCACGCCCGAUCUGUCUGCUAAUUACGCAGGGCAUUGGAAUCUCGUAAGACAUGGUAGUUUGCGAUUAGAAGUGCGAUUCGAGAAGGCUCUCACGGAAACUGUUAAUUGUAUUAUUUACGCCGAAUUCGAUAAUGUAAUGGAAAUCGACUCGUCUCGUCAAGUCAUCGUCGAUUUUGCCGGCUAG
This is a messenger RNA of Formica exsecta, 1047 nucleotides long. RefSeq lists its product as uncharacterized. Gene Ontology annotation, cellular component: cytosol. The record is from RefSeq and is a predicted model, not a curated record. The coding region runs from base 1 to 1047 and encodes 348 amino acids. The transcript has 2 exons. Gene Ontology annotation, molecular function: ribonucleoside-diphosphate reductase activity, thioredoxin disulfide as acceptor. Lineage: Eukaryota; Metazoa; Arthropoda; Insecta; Hymenoptera; Formicidae. Gene Ontology annotation, biological process: deoxyribonucleotide biosynthetic process.